CCCUUUCCUGUCUCCGCCCACUGCACUGUUGUCUUGACAACAGUAUCAACUCGUUGCUAAAGACAAGUUAGCGCUAAUAAUAAUGAGAGCCACUGAGCCGCUAGGUCUAGACUUCAGUUGGUUGUUUCUCUGGAGGUACUGCACCGGUACAAAUUAGACAGGGUCGAGAAAAGCACAAGGCAGGAGACCUCCUGGACAGGGUGCCAACCCAUCAUAGAGCACACACACACACACACACACACACUACAGACAAUAUAGAGAUGCCAGUCAGCCUACAACACAUGUCUUUGGACUGGGGAAGGAAACCCCUGAAGCACAGGGAGAACACGCAAGCUCCACGCACACAGAGCAGAGGCGGAGUUAUGAAUGCACACAACGAGGUGAGGGUGUACGUCCGCACCAGACCCACAGCACAGUUUGCCCAAGAGCUCAUUGAAUGCUUGCCUGAUAAACAGACUGUGAAUGUGCGUCAGAGAAAGAUUUCCAGGAAAGGGGUGCUGAAUAAUCAGAUGAGCUCUUGGUCUUUUCGGCUCAACGGGGUGCUGCACAACAUAUCACAGGAAGACGUCUAUCAACAGGUCGCACACAGUGUGGUGCUUGGAGCUCUCGAGGGAUACAAUGGCACGGUUAUGUGCUUUGGACAGACUGGGGCUGGAAAGACCUUCACAAUGACCGGUGCCACUGAGAGUUACAAACAACGAGGCAUCAUCCCUCGUGCCAUACAGGAGGUGUUCCAUGAGAUCGAUAAUCGUGUAGAUCACACCUUCUCUGUGCACCUCUCCUUUCUGGAGAUUUACAACGAGACUUUGGUGGACCUGCUAGGCUCAGUAAAAGGGGGACAGACGAAGCACUGCGGAACCAUGGCUGUGGUGGAAGAGCCAGAGGGCGGGGUUUCAGUAAAGGGCCUGUCCUUACAUCCUGUUCACAGAGAAGAGGAGGCACUAAACUUGCUAUUUGAGGGAGAGAUGAAUAAAAUAAUAGGAGAACAUGCCCUCAACAAGCACUCAUCCCGGUCACAUUGUAUCUUUACUGUCCACGUUGAGUCUCGCUCUCGCACACUCUCGAAUGCAACGUACAUCACGUCCAAACUCAACCUGGUGGAUCUCGCAGGUUCCGAGAGGUUGAGCAAAACUGGGUCUGAGGGUCAGGUGCAGAGAGAAGCCCUGUACAUUAACAAAUCUCUGUCCUUCCUGGAGCAGGCCAUCUUGGCCUUGGCUGACCGGCGCCGAGAGCAUGUCCCCUUCAGGCAAAGCAAGCUGACACAUGCUCUUAAAGAUUCUCUCGGUGGAAAUUGUAACACAGUGCUGGUGGCCAACAUUUACGGCGAGGCGGCACAGAUUGAUGAGACGCUCUCAACUCUCCGCUUUGCAGCCAGGAUGAAGUGUGUAUGCACCGAGCCAUCUGUCAACACGCACAUCGAUCCUGCUCUCCAGGUCCAAACACUGCAAAAGGAAAUCCAACUUCUGAAGCAGGAGCUUUCCUUUCACAACACACUGGCCAAUCAGGCUGCUGUGACAUACGAGGACCUGUCAGAGGCGCAGCUAGCGGUGGUAAAGAGUGAGGUUCAGAGUUACCUGGCCGGUACACUGGACGAGAUCACGAUUGUGAGCAUUCGACAAAUCCAGGCAGUGUUCGCCCAGUUUAAAAACGCUUUCCAGGAGCAGGAAAAGCAGCUUAAAGCGCAGAAGAGCAUUGUGGUUAAGAAUACUCCGAGCACGUUGUCCAUGUCUGAUGCUAAAGAGCCAGUAGAAGAGAUGGAGGGUGCAAACAGGCUCAGUGUGCCUGCAUCGUCACAGAGACAGUCUGUGUCACCCAGCAGUAGCAAAGGCAAGAAGGUCAAAGAGAGUAGCAGAAAAAAUGGUCAGGGCAACGCAGGCCCAGGCGAUCAUCUCACCAUGACGCAGAGUGAGACGGAGAUCCUCGUUCCUCCUAGUGCGGCUGAGACCAAGAAGAGUCCCAAAGAUGAUGCUAAGAAGAGAUGCGACACUCCUCCAUCCAAGAUGGAAGCAUUUGAGGUCUACAAGUCAGAGAGGGGCCAUGAGAUCAACCGCAUCCUGAAGGAAAACAAGUCUGUACUGAAAGAACGUCUGGCGCAACUCCACAACCUCACAGGGGUCAUUAACUCCAUUAAACGGGACAUUGACCACAUGCGCUCUGAACUCCAGCUGUAUAGAGAAGAGAGGCAGAGUCAGGGCCAGUUGGUGAGUGCAGACGGGGAGCCCGUGCUGGACGAGGCCGAGGUAACACUGCUUAUAAAACUCCGACGGGCCAAGGAUCAGUACAGGCAGAACUAUGAGGAACUGCUCAGCACCAAAGCCGAGGUGCAAUACUGCAGACAUCUUGUGGACCAGUGCCGCAUGCGCCUGUUCUCUGAGUUCGAGAGCUGGUACAACGAGUCCUUCCUGCUACCAGAUGAGGUUCUAGACAUCUUCAAAGACGGGGGACCUAUCAGAGCAGGUUUGGUGCCUGUGGACAAAGCUUUGGCUUUGGAGGGAGAUGAACAGGAGCACGCGGAGUUGCUUGCAGACAGUCCCAGUGCCACAUCCUUUUAUAAUGCAUAUAACAGGACAGUACAGAGGGUGAGACUGACACACACACACACACACACACAGAGGUACAGAAAACAAGGGAACUGUACUGGAAAUGUAUCAAUAAUUAGGAUUACUGAAAGACCUACACCAUAUACUGUGGCUGUUACCAAACAAACUGAAAUGCGUGUGUUUUUUCUUUGCAGCGAGCACCUCAUUGUACUGUUUACAGGAAGAGCAGCAUGGGACCUGACACAGACAAGCUCAAAUCGCUUGCAACCGUCACCCGAAGGGGGCGCUAACAUGACCACUACACCAUAUCUUGCCCAAAUAACUGUUGCUUACUUCCUUGUCUUGGCAGCGAUCGAAUUGUUUGGAAAGGAAGUGUGUAACUGUAAAAGACAUUAAUAUAUAAACUCACAUUUGAGACGGUGCUGAACUCGGAAAGAGAACUGGAGGUUAUAACAGAACGUUAUAAAGGUUCUAAACGUUGGACUCAAUAAAAUCCGUGCACAAUUAUGAGAACUGUUGAUCACGUGUAUUAGUUAUACUGUAAUGCCUUGUACAAGGGAAGGGUUUAAAGCGCACCUGUUUAUGGUUUUUCAGAUAUUAUCUUUUAUGUAGUGUGUGUAUAUAGAGCUGUUUGUGAAUGUAAAAAAUCUGCAAAGUUUCAAACACCAAAGUGCACGACAAACAGAGUUAUUGACUCCCGAAAGAAGGAACCGAUGCUGAAACGAUUCGUUUGUGAUUCCAGACUUUACUUCCUGUACUGACCUACGUAGGUUUGUAACAAAAAGCCCCGCCUCCGGUCUUCAUCGGCUGCUCGCCGACAGCGACAAGUAGACCAAUCACAAGAGUGGGACGUCUGACCAAUCAGAGCAGAGUAUGCUCUCUGAAAGGAGGAGUUUAGAAUGAAUCAUUGAACGAGUCAUUUGUGACACUAGGGGGGAAAAAAGUUAAUGCUGCAGUUUAAAUUAUGAGCACGUUAAAGUGUUUUUUUGACCUCAGAUGCGUUUAAAUCUAUUGUAUGAGAGCUUUAAAACACAAUUAGGCACGUUUCAAAACCAUAAUAGGUGCGCUUUAAAGUUUUAGUCCAUGUGCUUUACAUUCGUCCUCUUUUGUGACUGCACUGUUUUAUUCCUAUGAUCAAAAUUAUAUACAUGAAGUAACUACUCGUAAGUGGCCGCUUCAGCAUGUGUUUAGUGCUACAUGCUUGUUAGUGCAGUUUUAAGCUUAUUUUCAUAUUGUGGGAAUCCAUCUGCGCACCUUUUUUUGAUAGCGGUCUUAAAAAAAAAAAAAAAAAAAAAAAAAUUGAAAAACUAACCCUCCACAACACAGCACCGUUGAUUUAUUUAUAUAUUGUGUUAAAGACAGAUUAGUUAUGAUGAAUUUUCCAUAACAGAAGCUCUGACCGUAGUGCUGGAAACGAAUCGAAUUUGAGUUGAUAACUGCAUCACACUACCCUGUUGUGGAUUAUUGUCCUGUACCAGCACACCUGUCGUGUUUUAUUCCUUAUUUUAACGUCUAAAAUAUGAAAGUGGAUGUGUAAAAUAAAGGUGAUUUUUAUUCGUCUUGGACACAAACUAUGUAAAAGCAGGAUAUAUGCAAAAGUACGUUUAUUUGUUUGUGAUUUAAACACCGCGAUGGCUAUUUUCAGGCAAAGAAACAGCUAAAUGUAGCAAAAUGUGAAGAAUUUACAAAAGUUUUUUUUUUUAAAGUUCAUUUUCGCUAAAAAUCAAUUAAUUAAUUAAUUAAAUGUGGCUGCACUUCAUUAAAAAUCUUUUCGUAUGAAUCAACCGAAGAAAAAAAAAAAAAAAAAAAAGGGUUGAAAGCAUCGCAAUCUAUUAAAAUAUGCCUCAGAGAUGUUGGACGUUGGUAUAAGGGGUAUAAAGGAGGAUCUUCACCCGUUAACAGAUACUCCAGUGAGUCCGGAGUGAACUAUUUGGCAACGGGUGUAGAUGAUACGGUCCCGGCGAUUAUCCAAGUAGAAAUCAACGUUCUACCAACAACAGGGUUGAUUGUGUGGAGGUUAUUUGUAAUACAUUGACGUUUAUAAUGGGUUUGAGGUCUGAAGGCAUUUUCUGAGCUCUAAAGAUGAGGCCUCAGCAGCAUCAUCUGCUCACUCAUUCAAAAACUAAUAUUGAAACCUAAUGAUAAGUCAUGUCUUUGGCAACACAUUUUAAACGGACUGCAGUCUUUGGACGCACAGAAUUUUAACGUGAUCCAGUGCCAAAAAAAAAAAAAAAAAAAAAAAAAAAGCAGCGCUGGCUUCUGCAGUAAAAACACAAAAGUAUGUAAAGAGCCACUUUGACACGUCGGCUUGUUAAAUGAAAAGUAAACUUUAUUAUUCCUGAACCACAAAAUAGACUUCUUUGGUUGUACAAAUUCACUAGUUACAGUCCUGAAUGAGCUCUAACCCCCACAUUCAGCCCCUCCAUCACCUAUGUAGCAAAAAAAAAAAAAAAAGAGGCCCCCAUCCCAAAGAAAUCAAGAACAAGAAAGAUCAAAAACAACUGCUGCAAAAAAUGUAGUGAAUCCCAUUCAUUAAUUGUGUGAAAACAUGAUUUCUGUCUUUACAAAAAUACAAUGAUCAAUCAGCCAUUUCCCAAAGUGUCAUGAUCCAAAACUGGAUUUCAGUUAGCAAGAGCGAGAUGAAAAACUACAGUUAGUAAAGAUAAAGACAUUGUUGGACAUGAUAGUGACCACAGUGUUGAUGGCAGCUGGUUUGAGAAUGAUAAAAUGAUGUGUUCAUCAGAGAGGGAUGAAAAUAGAUGUUUUUUUUUUCCUCGCGCAGGAUUGAAAAACAACAACGACAACAACAACAAAAACGACGCAUUAAGCCAAUAUACAUGCAGUCUGGAUCCCACGGUCACUGCACACGCUGGCUCAGUUCCACCUUAGAGUUUUGCUUCUCACAGCAUUUUGUACAUUAUUCACACAAGGUUAAGUAAUUGGCUUUAGACCGAAAUCUAACUGGAAAAGAAAACUGGAGUAGACGUUCCAGAGACUAAGUAUAUGAACAUGAGUCACAUGGAAAAAAAAAAGAAAAAAAACAAAACAAAACAGGGGAACAUAAAAUUUUAUCCCCCAACCCCAGUGUUACAUAAAUAGAAAGUAUGGUACCAUAUUUUGAUAAGAUGGACACCCGGACCUUCUCUUCAGACUCCUCCUUUAAAGUUCAUGG
This is a messenger RNA of Ictalurus punctatus (channel catfish), 5712 nucleotides long. It is a transcript of the gene kif9, whose product is annotated as kinesin family member 9. Gene Ontology annotation, molecular function: microtubule motor activity; ATP binding; microtubule binding. The record is from RefSeq and is a predicted model, not a curated record. The transcript is spliced from 21 exons. Bases 261 to 2936 code for a protein of 891 amino acids. NCBI's taxonomy places the organism in Eukaryota, Metazoa, Chordata, Actinopteri, Siluriformes, Ictaluridae. Gene Ontology annotation, biological process: microtubule-based movement.